This is a messenger RNA of Durio zibethinus, 771 nucleotides long. The record is from RefSeq and is a predicted model, not a curated record. Lineage: Eukaryota; Viridiplantae; Streptophyta; Magnoliopsida; Malvales; Malvaceae.
GGAAACAUAAUUAAUUUAAGUAGGCGUUUGUUUUCUCUUUUGAUUGAUUCAAUUUGGAGGCACUGCCCCUAAGAAAUUUUUCAUGGUUUCUCUUUUCUUUUUCUUCCUCUGUAAAUACUAAUAAAUUUCAGCUUCCUUUCCUAAUUUUUUUGGGUAAUUAUGGAGGAAAUCAAUUGGGAUAGCCUGUUCCUUGAGCUUGACUCUCCCGAUUUUCGAAAUAUCUUAGAAGACGAACCAGAACCGCCUCAACCUUCGUCCACCGCAUCUCCCGGUGAAGAACCGGUGGUGAAUUCGUGGGUCGAUGAGAUCGAGAAGGCUUUGAUGGAGGACGAUCAAUUUGAUGACAGGGUCGAGAUUCAACCAGUCUCUGAUGAUUUUUUGGCAGAUAUACUGGUUGAUUCACCUCCUAGUAACAGCGAUGAGACCAUCGAUGAUGCUGCUUUCCACAAACAAGACCGGACCCGCAUCACCAUUGAUAAUGAUGAUCCCAUUGCUAAGAAACAGAGAAGAGAAUCAAGCUCUUCGUCUACUUUGAGUAAGGGUGUGCAUUUGAUGCAUCCUCGGCCAAGGCAGGAGUCUGCUGUGCUCUUGUUGGUUUUUAUCUCUGUUGUUUUGCAAAAUCCCUUGUGUUGGGUUCCCUGCUUUGUUCCUGGGCAUCAUGUGCGCUCUUCACCCUGCCAAACCGUGCCCACGGUCUCUUCUGGAGGCAGUGCCACUGGCGAACAAGGAAAAAAAGAGGUCCGGAAAGAAGAGGGGCAGGGAGUAGGCUAG